This is a messenger RNA of Hipposideros armiger (great roundleaf bat), 3603 nucleotides long. RefSeq names its product intraflagellar transport 52 (gene IFT52). Bases 2275 to 3462 code for a protein of 395 amino acids. Gene Ontology annotation, biological process: intraciliary transport; cilium assembly. Gene Ontology annotation, cellular component: centriole; intraciliary transport particle B; cilium. The transcript has 13 exons. NCBI's taxonomy places the organism in Eukaryota, Metazoa, Chordata, Mammalia, Chiroptera, Hipposideridae. The record is from RefSeq and is a predicted model, not a curated record.
ACCUGAUGACUUGAAAAACUUUGACCCAGAGUUCACCCAGGAAGCCGUGUCAAAGUCCAUUGGCUGCACUCCUGACACUGUGGCCAGCAGCUCUGGGGCCUCAAGUGCAUUCCUGGGAUUUUCCUACGUGCCGGAGGAUGAUACCAUCAUGGAUUCCUAGAAGCGCCUGUGCAACCACUGAAGACAGCUGGUAUCUGUAAGGAAUUACCUUCAGCUGCUAGGAACAGAGACUCAAAGUUAACAGUGGCUUUAAAAAGGGCAGCCCUCUGCCCCAGGAAUUACAGGGCACGAAGGUGAAUACCAUGGAAAACACACCAAUGACACUGACCUACUGGAGAUCAAAGCCGGGUCAGGAAGAGCUACUGUUACCCUUUGACAUGCGCUGAGAACCCUGAAACACUCUGAUUUGAUUUCUAUCUUAAUAGUGUCUGUUAAUUGACAAAUGUGGAAUAUGACGAGGGAGAAGCCAAAAUUCCCCCAACUUCCCAAAGCAAAAAGCAAGAGCGUAUAAUUGUCAGACACAUGAUAGUAUUGUCAAAAGUACACAAUCUGCUGUGGAUUGUGAAACGCAUAAUGGUUCUGUCUGUUCUAAGAUUAAAGAUGACAAAAUUUUCGCCAGAAUAGAAAAUAAAGAAAAAAAAUAUAUUGAUCACGCUACGCCUAUAUUUACUGAGCACACUCUGAGUUUUAUGUACAUUAUCUACAAUCUUCACAAUAAACCAGCUCUUAGAAAUUAUUAACCUUACUUUACAGAUAAGAAACAUGUGCUCAGAGAGAUUAAGCAAUUUGCUCAGAGUCACCCAGCUGGUAUAAGACAAGACACAGCCAGGAAUUGAACUUAGUGGCAGUUGAAUUCUAAGACCCUUGUUCUUUUCUGCAACCUCCAAGAGUGGGAGAUCCAGUGCUCUGGGCAGGUACUCUUUUGGUCUUCCUGUAAACACAGUCUGCACAGCAGGCAGAAGGAUCCCGAGACCUGUUUCAACACACUCAAGUGGCACAGCCUACUCUCUCUACAGUGGAAAUACAUCACUUCCAUUUUUAUCCUUAACGGAAGAUUGUAUUCACCCAACUUCGUACCACCAUACAGCAACCCCAGGAAGAGAAUUCUCAAGCACCCUCCUCCACUUUUUAACUUUGCAAUGACAGUAGUUGAGAAAAGGCAACAAGAGUUGUGUAUUUUAGGAUUCCAAAACUCCUACCACAUGUUGAAGAUUGUAACAAACAAACACAAAUCGAAGCUGUCUUAAGUCUCUGCUCUCAUCGGGUUGAGCCAGCGAGGCGGUGGCAUUGCACAAAAGUCCACUUGUUCUCAGGGAAGGCACGGAGCGCUUUCCUGGGGAGAAGGGAGGCCCGUUUGUGGUUACCGGUCUCUGGUUUCUCAUUUUCAUAGCGAUGGCGCUUUCCCAUAAACAGUCCCUUUUGCCUGGAACGUUCUUCCCAGCUUGCCUUAAUGAAUACCACUCUUUGUUUCACAUCUCUGCUCAUCGGGUGCGCCUUUCUGUCCAGCUCCGGCCCCUCACAGCUCCCUUAAUACAGUUUAUAUUUUUACUUUUUUGUGGGAUCUGGCAAGGACUAAAUCCCCGCCCGGGUACGCCUAGAGGCCGCAAUAUCCUGGGCCUGGCACUAUGGGCUAAUCAAAGAGAAAUAACUAUCUCUUGUCACCCUUCUCACCCCUAAACCUGCCCACCCUCUUUCCGGAAGUCUCCCCUAGCCUCCCAGGCAGCCGAAAUCCUUUCGCACCACGCAGCAAACCGCUAAUCGGCCGUGCCUGGUACUCCGACUCCACCCUUAAGCUCUCAGCAGCAGAGCUCCGCCCUCCGCCGGCCCUGCCUCUCUGCGCCUGCGCUCUUGGGAUCGAGACCCGGAGUUCCGCACCCCCCCGCCGGAAGUCUUCACUAUUCUCCUCCUUUGAGUUUAAGGGAAGUUUGGGCCCAAGCAUUUUUAUCAGUCUUUAAUAAGACUUGAUACUAAAGGAAAAAAUGAAAUCGGUUUAUCUUUGGCCACGUUAAUCCAGGUUCUGUUUGGAUUUACCCCUCAUCCAAAAUAAUGGUACAGCCCCAGAUUAGCCCCGCCCCCUACCACCACCGCCCCGCCCCCUACCACCAACGCCUCGCCGCUUGAGGCGAAGUGGCGUCUCUGUUCCGCGGUAGUCACGUCCCUCGGGAGGUAGAUCCACGCCCCGGUUCACGCCUUCCCAGCGCGCUGCUCAGUCUCCGCCGUUGCUAAGUGGCCGUGGAUACCUGGCGGGGAGAUACUGGGCGGUGUCAGGUGAAGAUGGUGGUCACUGGGCCUCAGGAAACCAUGGAGAAAGAGCUGCGGAGCACCAUUCUUUUUAACGCAUACAAAAAGGAAGUAUUUACCACCAACAAUGGCUAUAAAUCCAUGCAGAAGAGACUUCGGAGCAAUUGGAAGAUUCAGAGCUUAAAAGAUGAAAUCACAGCUGAGAAGUUAAUUGGGGUGAAACUGUGGAUUACAGCUGGGCCAAGGGAAAAAUUUACUGCAGCUGAGUUGGAAGUCCUGAAGAAAUACCUUGAUGGUGGUGGAGAUAUCCUUGUGAUGCUAGGAGAGGGUGGGGAAUCCAGAUUUGACACCAAUAUUAACUUUCUCCUAGAAGAAUAUGGAAUAAUGGUUAAUAAUGAUGCUGUGGUUAGAAAUGUGUAUUAUAAGUAUUUCCAUCCUAAAGAAGCUCUAGUUUCCAAUGGAGUCCUGAAUAGGGAAAUCAGCCGAGCUGCAGGGAAGGCCGUGCCUGGGAUCAUUGAUGAGGAGAGCAGUGGGAACAAUGCUCAGGCUCUCACCUUUGUCUAUCCUUUUGGUGCUACGUUGAGUGUCAUGAAACCAGCAGUGGCUGUUCUGUCCACAGGCUCUGUCUGUUUCCCGCUUAACAGACCCAUCCUGGCUUUCUAUCACUCGAAGAACCAAGGCGGGAAGCUGGCAGUGCUUGGCUCAUGUCACAUGUUCAGUGACCAAUAUUUGGAUAAAGAAGAAAACAGCAAAAUCAUGGAUGUUGUUGUCCAGUGGCUCACAACAGAAGACAUCCACCUAAACCAGAUUGAUGCUGAGGACCCAGAGAUUUCCGACUACAUGAUGCUACCCGACAUGGCCACCCUGUCCGAGCGGCUUCGAGUGUGUCUCCAGGAGGGUGAUGAGAACCCACGGGACUUUACUACCCUCUUCGAUCUAUCCAUAUACCAGCUGGAUACCACCUCCCUCCCCAAGGUCAUCAAAGCUCAUGAACAGCUAAAUGUGAAGCAUGAACCUCUGCAGCUCAUCCAACCUCAGUUUGAGACGCCGCUGCCAGCCCUUCAGCCAGCGGUUUUUCCUCCCUCUUUCAGGGAAUUGCCACCUCCUCCACUGGAGCUGUUUGACUUAGAUGAGACGUUCUCCUCUGAGAAGGCACGGCUUGCCCAGAUUACCAAUAAGUGUAAGUUUGGCCACGUUUUCUACUAUGAAUUUUAUUUAUGAACUUCUGCGAUUUGCCAUGAGAGAAAGCUUAGCAUUUGUUUAGGGAGAACAAAAUACGAACGUGAGUAUAUAGUUAUAAUUUUCGUGUAUUUCAUGUAAAUGAUGGUGAUGAUUUUUCUCAAGGCCAGUUAGCUCAGUAAG